ACAAAAAUAUCGUGACUAUUGGUAAAAACGAUUUCUAUCCUUAAACUGUCGGUUUUUAGAUAGUACCUUUGCAUGCCUAUUGCCUUGAGUUUCAGUCAAAGUCAGCUGUCAAGUGACGUUUGUGACGUUUGGUUUUGCUUGGAUUAGGAAAAAAAACUGUGAUUUCCUUCCUGUGUUUGUUUAAUUUGUUUUGUUUACGAAAUAUAAAUCCGAUUGUUACGAUUUCUCUCUAAUUAUAUUUGUUGAGUAUGGUUGAAUAGUUUCCGUAUUUGUUGUACACCUUGGCAUUAAGGUUAAAAGGAGUUAUACAUUUAAAAGGACACCAACUAAACUAAACAGCUAUGGAUAACUUAAAAAAUAUAUGGAAACCUGAACUUUAUCGUAUCCAAGUGGAGGCACCAGUACCAAAACGUGUUAUAUGUGAUAAUUGUCCAAAUAGACCAGAGUUUUAUGGAAAAGAGUAUCAUGGACUGAUGGGCCACAAGGAAGCAGCAUUGUUUCUUGAUGGUGAACCAAAUGGAUCUUAUCUAAUAAGGAAAGGCAAUGAGUGCAAUGAUUUUUACACAUUAUCUUGGAGAUUUAAUGAUAGAAUACAUCACUACAAGUUAUUCUACGAUGGGACACAUUACAUAAAAGAGAAGCGUUACGACAGUAUUUAUGAUUUAGUAGCAGAUGGGCUUAUCAUCUGCCAUAUGGAAUUGAAGGCCCAUCAUAUACUAGAAAUGAUCAACUCUCACACAAACUAUACUGAGAGUCCAUAUGUCACGUUAAAUAGAAGGAAACUAAAAAACACUUUGACUGAAAUUCAUCAGGCACCUAAAAACGCAAGUCCUAUUAACAGGAAUGAUGACCAAAUAUUGGAGGUUGAAUCUGAUGUUAAAAAACCUCUAGAUCUCACACCGUCUAUAGAAGACAGCCCACUCUUGUACAAGUAUUUGAAAUCACAUAACUUCAAGGUGCAUACAUUCAAAGGUCUUAACUGGUGUGAGUUGUGUGCUAACUUUCUGUGGGGUUUCACUGCGCAGGGUGUUAAGUGUGAAGAUUGUGGCUUCAUAGCACAUUCAAAAUGUUCAGAUGUAGUGCCCAACCAUUGUUUGCCAGAUCUCAAGAAACUCAGAGGUGUAUUUGGUAUAGAUUUAACGACUUUGUUAAAUGCACACUCGAGCACAUUGCCCUUUGUCGUGAAGAAGUGCGUUAAUGAGAUAGAGGCGCGAGGAAUGGACUCAGAGGGCAUCUAUAGAGUUUCCGGUUUCGCUGAUGAGAUUGAGGCAUUAAAACUGGCAUUCGACAAAGAUGGAGAGGCAGCGGAUUUGAGUGUGUAUAGCAAUAUAAACGUGAUCGCGGGAACGCUGAAACUAUAUCUCCGGUUACUGCCUGUUCCACUAAUCACCUAUGAGGUCCAUCCCAUCCUGGUGAAUGCUAUCCAAAUGAAAACAACGGCGCUGCAAGUGACGAUGUUGCGCGAAUGUCUGGAUAUGUUGCCGCCCGCACACUUUAACUGCCUGCAGUAUAUGGUACAGCACUUGCAUAGGGUAUCCCAGCAAGCGGACGUAAACAAAAUGUCGGCACACAACCUAAGUACGGUUUUCGCGCCAACGUUGGUCGCCACGCCUCCCGCCAUCACGGAUUUGGCUUUUGAAAUAAGAGCGUUACAAGCACUUAUAGAGUAUUGCCCGCAAAUUUAUUAUGGGAACAAAUGAAUACAGAUAAGCCAAGUUAGAGCGAAACCAGUCGACGUGCAUAUGGCGUGGAGCUUUUAUAAAUAACUCUUCGAUCUCAGCAUUAAAAAUAACAUUAUAUUAUGUCGCUUAAUAUUGCAGUGAAACUUCUUAGGCGGCGAUUCGAUAUCUUAUUUAAACAAGAAGUGAGUGGGAAAUUUCAUGUACCUACGUCAAUGGACUCUAUGUCCUUCGUUACAUGUGAGGGAACUAAGAUAAGGUAACGUCGAGAGAAAAUAAGCGCGACAUUAAGCAUCGCGAAUCGAGGUCUCAGGCGUUGAAAAAAAAAAAAAA
This is a messenger RNA of Pararge aegeria (speckled wood butterfly), 2012 nucleotides long. It is a transcript of the gene RhoGAP5A, whose product is annotated as beta-chimaerin. The record is from RefSeq and is a predicted model, not a curated record. Gene Ontology annotation, molecular function: GTPase activator activity. The coding region runs from base 342 to 1700 and encodes 452 amino acids. Gene Ontology annotation, biological process: regulation of GTPase activity; signal transduction. The transcript has 8 exons. NCBI's taxonomy places the organism in Eukaryota, Metazoa, Arthropoda, Insecta, Lepidoptera, Nymphalidae.